CAGAUUGCUGAUUAAUCUUUAAAUAACUAAGAAAAAAAAAGAAAGAAAAAAUUAGCAUUGUGAAUGUGAAAAACGGAAAGGAAAAUUAGAGACAUUUAAUGUAACCAUAUCUUGUAUUACUUUAACAUUUCUUACUAUUAUACAUCUGCUUUAUAAGCUGGGAACUGUAAAUGACGUAAAGUGAAGGUAGAGAUACAGAGUGUUGAAACUAASCUAAAUGAUCUUACAAGUCUUGUAGAGUUACUGUGUUGAAUUAACAAUAAAAAAAGACAAAUAAAAGAUAGUGACAUUUAWAACAGUACUGGUCCCUCCUUAUGCAGAAAUAGUUUUGGACAAUUAAGCAUAUAAAGGUUUAAAAACAUUAUUCAGAACUAUUUUAUUUAAUUAUGUUUCAAUAGUGCAUCACGUUUUCUUUACAGCGAUGUUUUCUAUUUUUUGUACUUACUUGUACUUACACAAUCCCUGGUAUUUCAAUAAAUCAAAUGGGAAAUAGCUAAUUGUGGGUUUUGUUUAUUUUAACGUCAUGUACUCUAGUUUUAACUGGAAGGACUUCAGUGGGCUGCCACUAUCUUCCUCUUUCUGACUAAGUCCGUGUUUUCAGUCAUGUAGCGACAGAGCUCUCUGAAGGAACAAGGUGAAAGGAUCAGGGUUCAUCUGAACAGGUCCCAGUUUUAUGACAAAUACAACCACACCCGAAUCAUACAACUCCAUCUGAAACUACAAGGAAAACGGWUUUCUCUUCUCCACUCAAGUGCAGCUACAUUGAGGUCCCAUCUGACAUCACAAGAAAACCAACAAUGGCAACGUUCAAAACCUUUUGAAGUCUUUUUUUUCCAUGUCGUCUAGACAAAAUGGUCACUCUGACUUAUCAGCUUAGGCUGCUUGGACUUAUUCUGUGUGCAGUUCAACUCAUCAGCAGCUACAGCUUUAAAAGCUGCAUUGCAGAUCCGUACUAUAUCCUGACAAGUUUCAAAUGCCAAAAUCGAAACACGACAAAAAUAUCCGAUAUAGUAAAAGAUCUCCCAAGAUCCGCUGUCAAUCUCACAGUUUCUUUCAACCCUGUGCAGCACAUUCCYAACAACAGCUUUGCUCAUUUACCAAACUUACAGUAUCUCAGUUUGAAUAAAAACCAGCUGAGUGCUAUUGAUCCUUUGGCUUUUCAGACACUGCAUCAACUUAAGCAUCUAAAUUUGUCCUUUAACAAUUUGUCAGACCUCAGCCCUUUAAUGUUUGAGGACCUGCAUAACCUCACCUCCCUUUUGCUGACAAACAAUGUUUUAAAGRCAUUGCCUGAAGACAUUUUCUCCAAUGUUGCUAAUCUAAAAACSUUAAAUUUGAGGAAUAACAAUCUUACUAAUUUUUCUGCAGUUGUGAAGUCUGUAUCACAUCUAACAAAUCUAACGUUCUUAGAUCUUUCCUCCAACAACUUGACUUCACUCAGUGAUUUAAAUAUAUCUCUACCACAAUCCCUCAAGGUUUUAAACCUAUGUAAAAACAAUCUGCRUACUUUGGGAUGCAAUCCAYCACUCCUCAGAUACAUCCAGGUGCUUGAUCUGUCAUUUAAUUCAAAGCUUYCCACGAACGCUUUAGAAGGAGUGGAUUUGAGAAACGUAAAGAGGCUCCAGUUGCGGUCAACGAGUGUCAARGCAGUSGAGUUUUUAAACAUCAGCAACAUCAAUGCAGGUCAUGUUGUUUUCUCAGGGAUGGGUCUAAAGACUGACAGUCUACUUAUGGAUUUAUGCACAAUGCUGAGAAGAAAGCUGAGUUGGAUUAAAAAUAUAGAUUUAACACAUAAUCUCAUUCAUAAUACAGCAAAUUCUACCUUGUCUGURUGCCCUAAGAUCAUUGGWGCUUUGGAUUUAUCCAACAAUGAUCUGAAAAAAGUACACUGCUURGACUUUUUAGGCAAACAARUCGGUAUCAAGAAGUUUAAUGCCGAGCACAACCAUAUUACUUCACUCGAAAGCUGUACAGUGCCCCAUUUUAACAACUUAAAAGAACUGAGCUACCGUUACAAUCGCAUCCUCUCAGUCAGUGGAUAUGCUUUCCAUCACAUGCCAAAGAUUGAGAUACUAAAGCUAAACAUAAAUAAUAUUGCUUUUCUCCAUCGCAAAGCCCUAAGAGGGUUAAAAAAUCUUAAGACCCUCMGACUGGACAAUAACCUCCUGACUGAUUUGUUUAAUGACACAUUUAAAGAUAAUUACAACCUGCAAAUACUCAAUCUGCGCAAUAAUCGCAUUUCUGUCAUAUUUAAUGAGACUUUCAUGAACCUAAGAAAUCUAACUACAUUGGACCUUGGAGGUAAUAAGAUCACACAAAUACAUCCUUCUGGUCUUGAUGGGUUAAGAAGUCUUUCAAAAUUCUACCUAGAUGGAAACAACCUGAAACAAAUCGAUCCAUCACUCUACCGUGCAUUCCAAGACACGCUUACAGUGCUGGAUUUACAAAAAAAUUUCAUUCGUUUCUACAAAGAAAGUGUAAUUUCACCAUUUGUAAAACUCAGCAAACUCAGUGAUCUGAAACUGGACAGCCAGAGAAAUUAUGGCCUUGUUGUUUUACCUCAAAAAUUUUUCAAAGGACUCCAUUCGCUAGAAUCUUUGUACCUCACCAACAACAAAAUUGAUUUUCUUCCCCCUGAARCCUUUGAUGAUCUGACAAGCUUAAAGUUCCUCACACUGGAUAACUGUUGUGUUGGAGUGGCCCAAUUGAAACCAGGAGUCUUCAAGAAUCUCAGAAAUCUGACCAGGUUGGUUGUAGAAAAUAUGGGAAUUCAGAACUUCUCCAAGGAUGUAUUUGGGAAUCUUACAAAGCUACGCAUGCUUCAGCUAAAUCGUAAUGUGAUGCAGAGCAUUUCUGUAGAUGCUCUUGAGAGUUUACCUAAACUCCAUUACCUUGACAUGCGUAAUGUCCCUCUUAGCUGUACCUGCAAAAACAGCCUUCUGCAAAAUUACACAGUAAAUAACCCAAAUGUUCAGAUAGUCUAUCUCUACGAAAUGAAAUGUCAAGUGGAUAAAAAACAAAAAUUUCACAACUUUGAUACAAAGGUUUGCUAUAUUGAUCAAGGAAAGUAUCUGUUUUUCAGCACAGCAGUUGUGAUCUUUCUGUUUACAGUCUCUCCUUUACUUUAUGUCAAACUGUAUUGGAAAAUCAAGUACAGCUACUAUGUGUUCCGCUCCUGGUUUAGUAAUCACUGGAGGAGACUCAGGGAGAAGGAGGAAAAGUGCGCAUAUGAUGCUUUCAUCUCCUAUAAUUUCUCUGAUGAGGAGUGGGUCAUGAAUCAGUUGWUGCCCAACUUGGAGGGAAAUGGAUCGUCUUUUAAGCUCUGCCUGCAUCACAGGGACUUUGAGGUGGGUCGCUACAUUGUGGACAACAUCGUCACUGCAGUGUACAGCAGCAGAAAAACCAUUUGUGUCGUGAGCAAAAACUUCCUCCAGAGUGAGUGGUGCUCUCUGGAGAUCCAGCUCGCAAGUUACAGGCUCUUCGAUGAGCACCGAGACGUCCUUGUGCUUGUGUUUCUGGARCCAAUUUCCGAGAGGCAACUGUCAUCCUACCACCGCAUGAGGAAAGUAAUGUUGAAAAAGACCUAUCUUCAGUGGCCUGGCCCUGACUGCACUGAUCCCUCACAGGCCCAAGAGCUGUUCUGGAAUCAGCUACGYAGGGCAAUCAGAGCAGGCAACAGACUGGAAACCGAACAAAAUGACACAGAUGAAGACUUUGCUCGAGCCACCAAUGAAACAGGAAAUUAUGAGAAACUUAUCGGACGGUGAAAAUUAUUUGCAACCUUAAACAGGUGCCCUUUGUUUAUUGACACAAGUURUGUGAUGCAAUUGUAAAUGUAUAUAAAUWAUUUUUUAUGCAAACACCAAUAGUAGUUAGCAUGUUAUGACCAAUUUAUUUCUAUGUUCAUUUAUAUUCUUACAUAUUCUCAGAUGUUCUGUCAUACAGUUUUUUCCACAAAUGUACAUCUUGUUUGGCAGUCACAAUAAGUGAGAAACAACUUAGAAACAACUUUCAAAACAGCAUUUUCUAAACCAGAAAAAAACUCAAGCUUCUUAAAGAAUUGUACACUUUUGUGCAUGUAUUUGUAAUGUAGCACUCAGCAUAAU
This is a messenger RNA of Poecilia reticulata (guppy), 4106 nucleotides long. Lineage: Eukaryota; Metazoa; Chordata; Actinopteri; Cyprinodontiformes; Poeciliidae. The record is from RefSeq and is a predicted model, not a curated record.